CUCGCCACGGCCUCGUCCGAUCGAGCAGCCAGUGUGUCGACAUGCUCCUCGUCAAGAAGCACAUCGAGCGCGACGGCAGCGGCUUUGUCACCCUCCGUCCACAAGACGAUGAGGACAUGUGGCACGCCUACAACCUCAUCUCCAAGGGCGACGAGCUCCGAGGGUCUGCAGUCAGGCGCAUCACGAGCGAGAGCGCAACUGGCUCGACCUCGUCGCACCGCGUCCACCUUCGUCUGACGAUCCAGGUCGAGAACGUCCUCUACUCAGCACUCGCCGCCUCGGCAGAUGCCGCCGCCGCCGCCGCGUCCGACCCGUCCUCCUCCUCGGCUCCCUCUGCCGCCGCCGCGUCCGGCACAGCCGGCACGACGACGCUCCACGUCUCGGGAAAGAUCACGAGCGAGAACGAGCACGUCAAGAAGGGCGCCUACCACACGCUCGACCUCGAGAUCGGCCGCGACUUCAGCAUCAUCAAGGGCGAGGGCGAGUGGGACUCGGUCGCGCAGGAGCGGCUGCGCGAGAUGACCGAGCCAGGGCGAGGCGCAGACGUUGGCGCCAUCGUCUGUGGAGAAGGUCAAGCCAACAUCUGCAUCAUCACGAACCACACGACGAUCAUCAAGCAGCGCAUCGACGUGCCCGUGCCGAGGAAACGGAAAGGCGGCGGGACGGCGUUGGGCGCAGAGCGAGCGAGCGGCAAGUUCCUCAACCAGGUCUACGACGCGGCGACCCGCCACUUCAACUUUGACGAGCUCAAGGUCCUCAUCAUCGCGUCGCCCGGCUUCACCAAGGAGACCGUGCACUCGUUCUUGAUCGAGGAGGCGGUGCGACAAGGCAACAAGGCGCUGCUGUCGGCCAAGAGCAAGUUCCUCCUCCUGCACUCGCCGACGCACCACGUCCACUCGCUCACUCAGAUAUUGUCAAGCCCUGAGGUCUCGUCGCAGCUCAAGAACACCAAGUUCGCGCAAGAGGGCGUCAUGCUCGAGAAGUUCUUCAAGAUGCUGGACGAGAACCCGCUGCGAGCGUGGUACGGCGAGGGCCACGUCCUGCGGGCGGCCGAGCGUGGCGCCAUCAGCAAGCUCCUCGUCUCGGACGAGCUCUUCCGAGCGCCGUCGGUCGCGCGCCGCCGCAUGUUCGUCAAGCUCGUCGAGGACGUCAAGGCGUACGGCGGCGAGGUGCUCAUGUUCUCGUCGAUGCACGAGUCGGGUCAACAACUGAACCAGUUGACGGGCAUCGCGGCGCUGUUGAGCUUCCCGCUCGACAUCGAGGUCAUCGAGGAGGAGGAGCGGGUCGAGGCGGAGGAGAAAAAGGCGCGAGAAGGGGUCGACGGCGAGGACGAGUCUGGCGUUGCAUAAUUCGCAGUACAUUGUCGCCUGCACGUUCAAGCUGCACGCU
Rhodotorula graminis WP1 is the source of this 1389-nucleotide messenger RNA. RefSeq lists its product as uncharacterized. Gene Ontology annotation, biological process: ribosome disassembly; nonfunctional rRNA decay; nuclear-transcribed mRNA catabolic process, no-go decay. The record is from RefSeq and is a predicted model, not a curated record. Gene Ontology annotation, cellular component: cytoplasm. NCBI's taxonomy places the organism in Eukaryota, Fungi, Basidiomycota, Microbotryomycetes, Sporidiobolales, Sporidiobolaceae. The transcript has 10 exons. The coding region runs from base 42 to 1349 and encodes 435 amino acids.